AUGUUAGCUCUUUCUAGAGUCGCGACCUCUAACGCAGACUCGCAGACGCAGACUCGCAGACGCAGACUCGCAGACGCAGACUCGCAGACGCAGACUCGCAGACGCAGACUCGCAGACGCAGACUCGCAGACGCAGACUCGCAGAUUCGCGUAG
Messenger RNA from Amorphotheca resinae ATCC 22711, 153 nucleotides. RefSeq lists its product as hypothetical. The transcript is spliced from 3 exons. Lineage: Eukaryota; Fungi; Ascomycota; Leotiomycetes; Helotiales; Amorphothecaceae. The record is from RefSeq and is a predicted model, not a curated record. The coding region runs from base 1 to 153 and encodes 50 amino acids.